GCCCGCCGGAGCGCGAUGGAGGGGUCCGCCUACCCGGGGGAGGAGGAAGAGGAGGAGGAGCUGGAGCCGCCCUACGGCCGCGGCGCCCACUCGUGCUCCUCCCUCAUCCGCCUCGAGCAGGAGGCCAAGCGCAGGAAGCGGGCGCAGCAGCAGCAGCGAUGCCUCUACACCAUCAUGCCAGGGAGGCAGAAUAGUGAUGAGGAUGUGCUGGACCUGGCUGAAUACACAAAGAAUCAACCGUGGUGGCGCAAACUAUUUGGGCCGAGUUCAACGUCCAGUGAAGAAAAAUACAACGUGGCCACCCAGCUGGCGAUUGGAGGCGUCACGGGAUGGUGCACCGGGUUCAUCUUCCAGAAGGUUGGCAAACUAGCAGCGACAGCAGUGGGCGGGGGCUUCUUCUUGCUUCAGCUUGCAAACCACACAGGAUACAUCAAAAUCGACUGGAAGAUGGUGGAGCGAGAUGUAAGCAAAGCUAAGAAGCACCUGAAGUUUUCGGGUAGCACCUCCAGCAAGCUGGCGCCAGAGAUGAAGAGCCAAUUUGAUGAGGCCAUCGGUUUUCUGAAGAGGAACGUUCUGCUGUCUGGAGGCUUCGUUGGUGGGUUCUUGCUUGGCAUGGCUUCUUAGGAGUCCUGCCCAAUCGGCCUUUCCAUCUGCUGGUACUGCGCCCAUCUUCUGCUUGAUUCCUCCAGUGCCCGGUUUGCCCACUGAAGCACUCAGCCUCCUGACUUGCCUUUUUUUUUUUUUUGAUACCUGCAAAGUAGCACCUAGAAACACCACCACUAGCCCCCUUUCCCCCCCCCCAUUGGUUCCUCCUUUUUUUAUUCGAUACAGGAGGGAAAUUGGAUUAAUCUUCAGGAUGCACUCAAUCCCUGCCUGAGAUUCCAGAAUCUGCAGAAUUCCCCUUCCUUCCCACAGCGUUUAUUUUUCCCCCUUUCGCUGGCGUAACCUAGACACCUUACUGUGGAAGGGGACCCAUAGCAUCUGCUUUUGCGUUCACCUUCUCAUUAAGGGUCAAGAGAACUUCCUGCACCUCCUCGCAGACCACAGAAGCCAGCAGGUCUACAGGAUGGGAUGAGAGCAUAUCCUGAAAUAACUGCCAUCUAGAAAUGGCCGCUGCUUCCUGGCUUCCUGGCAAAGUCGGUGCUUGGGAGCAACUCAUCCAAGUUUUUUAUUUAUACUACAGGAUUACUGGAAUAAUCUGUGGAAACUCUUUUGACUGCUGUGUGGGAUUCUCUGUAGUCCUCCAUGUCUGACUGGAGGCCUGGAAGACUCGGCAGGGCUGCCUAUCAAGGAAAACAUCGUUCGUGGUAGCUCUGUGGAGACAGUCAAAGUAAAACUGGCUUCUCCGUGGUGGGGUGGCUGCAGGGUUAGAGUCUGGCGCUUGCAGCUGUUAAGAUAAAUUCAAGUCUUGGUAGCAACUGCUUGUGAAUCACGGGAGUGGGAUUAUGUGGAGGGUCUCGACUGUCUGGUUCAGAACUCUUGAGCGGUGGGCUGCAGGGUGAAGAGGGAGCUGGGUAGGGGUCCUCCUGCGUCGGAGGAUUAAUUUUAGCUCAGAGUGAAAGGGGCAGAAUUUGUUUCCCUUUAUAGCAGUGGUUCUCAAUCUUUUUAAUGCCGCAACCCCCCCCCAACUGGUCGUUAAGUCGAGGACUACUCAACUGGUGCAGCACCGUUUGCAGAAUGGGACUUUUGGCGGGCUCAGCAGGGC
This is a messenger RNA of Crotalus tigris (Tiger rattlesnake), 1705 nucleotides long. It is a transcript of the gene FUNDC2, whose product is annotated as FUN14 domain containing 2. Lineage: Eukaryota; Metazoa; Chordata; Lepidosauria; Squamata; Viperidae. Bases 16 to 624 code for a protein of 202 amino acids. Gene Ontology annotation, biological process: autophagy of mitochondrion. The record is from RefSeq and is a predicted model, not a curated record. The transcript is spliced from 5 exons. Gene Ontology annotation, cellular component: mitochondrial outer membrane.